AUGUCAGCAAGAGAGCGCAAGCGGCCGGACGUGUCUCCGGACGACGUGCUGCGCAGCAACGUGCGGCUGCUGCAGCUGGCGGGCGUGUGGCCGCCGUCGUCGCCGCGCGGGCUCGGCCGGCUGUUCUCGCUGCACGUCGCCUCCGUCUACCUCAGCCAGGUGGCCAGCAUCGCCAUGGCGCUGCAGCUCAUGUACUCGGCGCGCGGCGACAUGCACGAGAUCACGCAGGCGCUCAUGAACGCCAUGACUCUGGUCGGCGGCGUGCUCAAGCUGGCGCACCUCUCGACGCACGUGCCCGCCUACUGCCGGCUCGUCGGGGCGCUGCGUGACGUCAUCAGGAUUCAGCGCCCGCACUGCGAGAGCACCCCCAGCCUCAUGGCCGUCUUCACCGGCGCCCACCGCAAGACACUGCGACUCACCUUCUGGCCCAUCGCAUACCUCAACCUUUUGGCGUUCGGCUGGUACAUGAUACCCGUCAUCUCCUGGGCCACCGGUUCGGAAAAGAGACUCCUGCCUUUCUUCACCCUCCACGGAGUUGACUGUUACGAUUUCGUUCUAUACGUUGCCAUCUAUUUCGUGCAGUGCCACUCGAUUUUCUACUGGUGCUUCAUCAGUAUCGGGCAGGACAUGUUCUUCGUGACGAGCAUGGUUCACGUGGCUGCCCAGCUGCAGAUUCUCAAUGUUCGUCUGUCGAAACUGGGCGGAGGACAGGAAACCGACAACGAAUUUGGGCGGCUCUACAGUUGUAGAGCAGAGGACUGUGGCACGUGUGAGAGGAAACCAAUGUCUGACGAGAUGUACACGGAGCUUCGAAACUGCAUCACGACGCAUCAGGAAAUUCUCAAGUUCGUGCAGUUCCUGCAGCAGGUGAUGAGUCCAGUGGCCAUGGCGCAGUUCAUGUGCAGCGUUGGAGCAGCGUGUGUCACACUGUACCAGGCAACGUUUAAGGCUGCUGCUCAAGAAACUUCUGAUGAGCUGGUGCCAUGUGCAUUGCUAUCGGUUGCUUCUGAAAUCUGUGAAAUAACUUUAUUGGGACAGAAAGGAAAGAUUCCUGCUUUUCUGAACCCAUAUAUUACAUUUGAUUUGGACGUGAUAGCUAUAUUUUCAAAAAAGUUUUCAGCAACCUAG
Messenger RNA from Schistocerca serialis cubense, 1128 nucleotides. RefSeq lists its product as uncharacterized. The record is from RefSeq and is a predicted model, not a curated record. Lineage: Eukaryota; Metazoa; Arthropoda; Insecta; Orthoptera; Acrididae. Bases 1 to 1128 code for a protein of 375 amino acids. Gene Ontology annotation, cellular component: plasma membrane. Gene Ontology annotation, molecular function: olfactory receptor activity; odorant binding. The transcript has 3 exons. Gene Ontology annotation, biological process: detection of chemical stimulus involved in sensory perception of smell; sensory perception of smell.